This is a messenger RNA of Larimichthys crocea (large yellow croaker), 7829 nucleotides long. RefSeq names its product par-3 family cell polarity regulator alpha, b (gene pard3ab). Gene Ontology annotation, biological process: establishment or maintenance of epithelial cell apical/basal polarity; establishment of cell polarity; cell adhesion. Gene Ontology annotation, cellular component: apical junction complex; apical plasma membrane; cell cortex. The transcript has 26 exons. The coding region runs from base 313 to 4608 and encodes 1431 amino acids. NCBI's taxonomy places the organism in Eukaryota, Metazoa, Chordata, Actinopteri, Sciaenidae. The record is from RefSeq and is a predicted model, not a curated record. Gene Ontology annotation, molecular function: protein binding; phosphatidylinositol binding.
AACGCAGCACGUGACCGAGCAUUAGCUCACACACACACACACACACACGCACACACACACAUAAACAGGUGGUCUGGUCUGCAAACACAGAAACAAUGUCGGAGCAGCGCGCAGACCUUUAGCGGUUCUCCUGUGCAGGAAUACCGGGAACAAACAAACAAACAACUCCAUGCUCCUUCUGGAUCUCCACACGGAUUUCUCCUCCUCCUCCUCCUCUUCCUCCACCACCACCACCACCUCCUCCUCCACCACCGCCGCCUCUGCUCGGUUUCACUCCCGCUCCCGGAGCUCGGGCUCUCGGAUACUACAGCCAUGAAAGUGACGGUGUGUUUUGGACGGACCCGGGUGGUGGUGCCGUGCGGGGACGGGAGUAUCCGAGUGCACACGCUGAUCCAGCAGGCUGUCAUGCGGUACAAGAAGGCCAUAGCCAAGGAUGCGAGCUACUGGCUGCAGGUCCACCGGUUGGAGCACGGCGACGGCGGCAUCCUCGACCUGGACGAUGUACUCUGCGACGUGGCCGACGACAAAGACAGGUUGAUAGCGGUGUACGACGAACAAGAGCCCCAUCAUGGAGGCGACGGUACCAGCGCCAGCUCCACAGGGACCCAGAGCCCCGACCUGUUUGCCGCGGACCUCAGCGCUGGAAGCGGAGCCUCGGCCUUCCAACCCUACCAGGGCGCCAGUGAGAUCGAGGUCACACCCUCCGCCCUGCGUACAAAUAUGCCCCUCCACGUCCGGCGCAGCAGCGACCCCGCCUUGCUCACCAUCAAUGGGCCGUUUAGCAGCGGUGGCGCCGGCGGCGAGUCACGGGCCCAAACGGAAGAGCCGCCGUCGAGGAAGAACCCGACCCGUUGGUCCACCACCGCUGGCUUCCUGAAGGCUCGCCACUCCUCCGGCACCAACAGCCUCGAGAGGAAGGGUAAAAACAUGGACACGUACCGCAGUCUGCCGCGGGACGCAGGAGCGUGGACCAAUCAGAGAGAGUUUCAGAGAGAGACAGCCCGCUCGUCACUAAGCGCCAAUCACCCCAUGGUGGACCGCUGGCUGGAGAGACAGGAACAGGAUGACGAAGGCAGAGAAGAGGAAAACGGCAGGAUCGAGCCGGUCGGUCGAGCUGACUCCUGCAUGGACCACACCCCUGUGAGGUCACUAGAAGACAUAGUCAAACUGGUGGAGGUGUCAAACGACGGCGGGCCCCUGGGAAUCCACGUGGUGCCUUUCAGUGGCAGGGACCGCAGGACUCUUGGCUUGUUGGUCAAGCGUCUGGAGAGGGGAGGCAAGGCCGAGCAGCAGGCCCUCUUCCAGGAGAACGACUGCAUCGUCCGUAUCAAUAACGGGGACCUGCGAAACAUCCGCUUUGAACAAGCCCAGAACAUGUUCCGUCAGGCCAUGCGCUCUCCCGUCAUCAUGUUCCACGUGGUGCCGUCGUCCAUGAAGACCCACUACGAGCAGCUGUCCCACGCCGAGAGGAACCCCGCGUACGCCUCGGGCCGCUUCAGCCCCGAGUCGCUGACCGGCAGCACCGUCUCCGGCAUCGACCACGCCCCGCAGAGGAUGUCCAGACAUGGUUCCCAAAGUCACCCGCACUCACAUCCGCAUCCUCAUCCGCAUCCACAUCCACACACUCACCCGGAACAGAAUGACGGCUACCCUCCUCUGAGUCACCCGGCGGUCUCUGCAGCCAAGCCUCCGAUGGGACAGACACACUCGCCUCAGCGGGGGGUGAACUCGACGCCAACUGCAGGAUUUACCAAAAAGGUCGGGAGGAGGCUCAACAUCCUUCUAAAGAAAGGUCCCGAGGGUCUGGGCUUCAGUAUAACAUCACGGGACGUUCCCAUCGGCGGCUCGGCACCCAUCUACGUGAAGAACAUUCUGCCUCGGGGAGCUGCCAUACAAGACGGUCGACUCAAGGCUGGAGACAGAUUGCUGGAGGUGAACGGCGUGGACCUGAAUGGGCGGACCCAGGAGGAGGUGGUGUCUCUGCUCAGGGCCACACCCAUGGGCGGAGCCGUGGAGCUGCUGGUGCUGAGGCAGGAGGACACUUUCCUCCCUCGAGAAGUGAACGCCGAGCCCCAGAUGCAAAGCCCCAGAGAUUUGCAUCCGAGGCAGCCCGCCACAGCCGGGAAACCCCAUUGGCUGAUUGAGAAGACAGAAGAGGACGACUUGGUCCUGACUCCAGACGGGACCAGGGAGUUCCUGACCUUCGAGAUCCCCCUCAGCGACUCGGGUUCAGCCGGGUUGGGCGUCAGCGUCAAAGGCAAUCGCUCCAAGGAGAACCACGCCGACCUGGGCAUCUUCGUCAAAUCGAUCAUUAACGGAGGGGCGGCCUGCAAGGACGGGCGGCUCCGAGUGAACGACCAGUUGAUCGCCGUCAACGGAGAGUCGCUGUUGGGCAAAACCAACCAGGACGCCAUGGAGACGCUACGCAAAUCCAUGUCGACGGAAGGCAACAAACGCGGGAUGAUCCAGCUGAUUGUGGCCAGGCGAGUGGCCAAAAGAAAUGAGGAGGCGCCGGGGAGCCCGCUUGGACCUCAGACCAUGAACACGUCUCUGGACGACCACGAGCGGCGGAUCUCCCACUCCCUGUACGGCGGCCUGGAGGGCCUCGAUGACAACUUGAUGCCACGACAAGGCAUGAUGCCACGUACGAUAGGAAACUAUCAGCUCUCGCCGACCGUCAACAUGCCUCAGGACGACACCGUGAUCAUAGAGGACGACCGGCCGCCGCUCCUCCCGCCGCACCUCUCUGACCAAUCCUCGUCCAGCUCCCACGACGACGUGGCCUUCACCGCCGACGUGACGCCGCCGUGGGCCAAAGAGCCGCCCAAUCAGAACGACAACUCCCAGCUGAGUCCAGAUGAAAAUGAUCCGGACCCGGCUUUCCAAAGGGAAGGCUUCGGACGGCAGAGCAUGUCGGAGAAACGCACCAAGCAGUUCGGAGACGCCUCUCAGCUCGAGAUCAUCAAGACACGCAAGUCCAAGAGCAUGGACCUAGUAGCCGACGAGAUUAACCUCACCCCUCGUCCCGAGAUCAACACAGGUUCUUCCACAAAGGAUGUUGGACCGUCGCUAGGCUUAAAGAAGUCCAGCUCUCUCGAGAGCCUCCAGACGGCCGUCGCAGAGGUGACCCUGAACGGGGACCUCCCCUUCCACAGGCCACGCCCUCGUAUAAUCAGGGGGCGUGGCUGCAACGAGAGCUUCAGAGCGGCCAUCGACAAAUCCUACGACCGGCCGGCCGCGACGGAAGAAGACGACGAGGGCAUGGAGACAUUGGAGGAGGACACUGAGGAGAGCUCACGAUCGGGGAGAGACUCCGUGUCCACGAUGGCCGACCAGACGCCGCUGUCCGGCUCCGAGAAGCCGCUGGUCAACGGCACCAACCGCACCAAAGAGGAGAAGAAGAAAGACAAAGACAAGGCGGGGAAGGAGAAGAAGAAGCCAGAAGGAGGCAAGGACAAGGACAAGGACAAGGACAAGGGGAAAGCCAAGAAGGGCAUGCUGAAAGGACUCGGGGACAUGUUCAGGUUUGGUAAGCACCGUAAGGACGAGCGGCCGGGGGAAAAGAUGGAUCGUAAAGGCUCCAGCAAGUGGAGGCCGGAGGAGACGCAGGUUUCCGAGGAGGAGACGAUGAAGAUGAGGAUGGAGCAGGAGAGGAUCCAAGCCAAGACCAGGGAGCUGAGAGAGCGCCAGGCCCGGGAACGGGACUACGCCGAAAUCCUGGACAUCAGCCGCACGCCGGAGAGGUCUUCCGAGGAGGAGCACCCGUACGCAGGCAUCAACACCCUGAACAGCUCCGUGGACAGCGGGCACAGCCGGCCCCACAGCCCCCGAGACGAUUACCCCCACAUCCAUCCACACCACCAGCACCAGCACCAGCACUCCGAUUCCCUCUACACGCAAGUCAGCAAAUCCCGCAACGACCGGCCUCCAUCUGCAGACAGUAACCGGCUAGCCCCUAGCAACCACGACCGGAUACAGAGGCUGAGGCAGGAGUUCCAGCAGUCCCAGACCGUCCCGGAAGACCCCGACGAUCGCAGGAGGACCUACAGCUUCGAGCAGCCCUGGUCGAACACCAGCAGCAGCAACGGUCCGGGCGGGUACCACCAGCCGGGUCGCCACUCGGUGUCGGUGGAGGUUCAGAUGCAAAGACAGAGGCAGGAGGAGAGAGACUCGUUCGCCCAGGCACAGCGACAGUACAGCUCCCUGCCACGGCAACCCAGGAAAAACCCCAGCUCCAUCUCCCAGGACUCUUGGGAUAAGGCGUACCCACCUGGCGAGGGCUUCCAGACAGCCAAGGACAACCCCAGGUACUCCAGCUAUCAGGGCUCAAGGAACGGCUACCCAGGCGGUGGAGGGGUCAACGCCCGAGUCCUUCUGGAGGCUCAGGAGCUCCUGAGGCAGGAGCAGAGGCGCAGAGAGCAGGAAGCCAAAGGGAAGUUAAUGCAGGAGAACACCGGUAACAGCAGCUAUGAUGGGUACCCAACAGCACACCUGAAGGACCCGGCUUCCCCCAAGGGUCCGUACCGCCACGAUGUGCCGCCUUCGCCUUCGCAGUUAGCAAGGCUUAACAGAUUGGGGUCAGAGAAAGGAAGACUUUUUUAUUCUUGAGGAGUAUUGUUGGACUUAUGAAUGAAGAACUUGUGGAUGAGGAGCUAAAGGGGAUUACCAGCAAAAAGUGGACGCUACAAAUCUUGACAAAGGGACAACCUAGAGGUCUUAUAGCUUAGCGAUGAUCUUAGAGGUAAACAGUCGUGAAGUAUACUCAGUAUGUGGCUGUUUGUGUCCAGUCCCUCGCUGUGCCGAUGACCUAUACCAGUAGUCAGUCCCUCCUACAGACACAAGACGCUCAGUGCCUUCUCCGCAUUCACGAACACGAUGCUUGUUCACAGUCGUCCAGGACUCUGAUUCAUCGAGAUCUGGCACCGUCGUGUACCGACAAUCAAACGGGCAGACAGGCGAGCGAGUGGGCGUUCUUUUGAGCCACGGGGAGGCGUAAGAUCCUCUGUGUGUGGGUUUGUGUGUGGGCAUGUGACAAGGUACAUGUUUCACGAUGGAGUAUGUGUGUCAUGGCUUUACAAAGUGUCCCACGGAUGACUCUCUUCCCAUCGGUCACAAACCACCACCACCUUUUCUUCACUUUACAAAACGUUCGACCCUCACCGGCAUUUCUCGGCAUUCAGUUUCCUUCUUACUUCCAGUGUUUUCUCCUCUGCGAUCGAGCUCUCUCACUUGAGCACUCCCCAGGGAGUGUAGAAAACAAGGCAAAGUGUAUGAAAGUAGAAGGGCACAGUGUGUGUGUUAUUAAUAAAAAAAAAGCCCCCUUCAUAAAUGAUUCAUAUCGUGUGUUAUCUCCAUGGAGGAGACCCAGGCAGAGAGGGUAGACAGCUCUGAUCCUGUGCCUGGCCCCCCUGCACCGCUCUGGGCUUGAUUCCCUGGCCCGCCUGCCUGUCUGUCUGGAACUCUGGCUCCCGCUCUCCUCUCGUUGUUCUCGUCACCUCUGUUCAUUACCUUUUCUUUCUUCUACCUCAACACUCCCACCUUUAUCCUCCUCUACUCUCGCUCCUCUUCCACCUCCCCUCUCAUCUCACUCCUCACUCCCGUCCUUUUACUCUUCCUCCCUCUGCUCCCCCUCGUCGUCCUCCUCCUCCUCCUCCUCCUCGUCUCCCGAGUCAGGCUCUGCACUGAAUUUUUCAUCACAAGCCACCUGCUGCCUGCCAGAGCCAAAGAAAGCUGCCACCAGAGGCAUCGACAGAGGGCCCCGGCUUCUGACAUAAAGAGAGGAAUAAAAAGAGCCAGAAUAAAGAUGUGUGGAGAGACAAUGAGCCUCCCAGUGUGAGAUUAACUGCAGCUUUUCUCCCAUUUUUUAACAAAAGGCCAAAUUGUCCUCAAGAGUUAAUUACUUUCAAUUUGCUGUAAUUGCUUUUCGGUAUUUUUACCUUUUUUGAGCUGACGCUCCGCUCCAGGAUUUUUUGUGAAGCGUUUAUUCGAAACUGAUUUCUCCCACAGAAAUAGUUCACAUGAAAACAUUUCACAGCGUGACCCGUGAAGGCCUGGUCACAGCGAAAGGUUCAUCCGCUCGCACUCGUGUGCACGAUCAUCACGACCGCACAACAGCUCUGCAAGUUUGCUGGCUUGCUUAAUCGCCAGUUACCUCAGCUGCUAACAGAACAAAAAAAUAAGAUCUACUCCAGUCUUAACGCUUCUUCUGUGGAGCAGUUUAAACUCCCAACAGGAGAGGAUUAUAUUAAAGCAACUAGUUAGCUUCGUUGGCUUCAUCCAUUUCUGAUUUUUAUUGGUCAACAGCAACAAAUCACGCGCCAGAAGUUGACGAAAAAGAGUCACGCUGCCCCCCAAAACAAAUCCAUUGGUUGUGGUUGAUUCCGUUGCAUUAAAUUGGUGUGACUGGGCCUUAUGUAGGAGAUUGAGACCUUCACUUACAUAUAUCUCUACUGCAUUAGGGUGGAGACAGAAAUCUCAAAAACCUGGAUAAAAUAAACCAAAACUCUGCAUGAGAAGAAAAACCUGGAUGUAAAAAACGUUUUUUGGUCGUUUAGGUGAACCGACAGUUUAAACCAGCGACGUUUUGAUCAUCACGCUCGCUCGGUAGCUCGUUCCACUACGACCUGAGAGUAUUUCCAUUCCAAUCAAACUCCACGGCUGCUGAUUAGCAGGAUAGCAGCAUAGGAGAGAGUAAGUAAUCAGUGAAAGCAGCUGCUGGAGGUGUAGGUCUGAGAGAAGACCUUGGGACGUUGAUGACACAUGCUUAAAUCACUGCCCACCAGCCCACCGCUGUAAUUGUUGCAGUAGGUGGAUACCGAUCCUCCCAGCCUGAACCUUCCCUUCCCUGACAUCUCUCUAAUGUCCGCGACACCAUUGUCUCUGCCUGUGAAGUGAACGAAUGAGAUCGAGCCGAGGCCCGACUUCAAACGAAAAAAGGGAAAAGUUGCCACCAUCGAGCCCGUGGAAAACAAACAGGCGGUACGUUAAUUGCCCUUCACUCCUACACGGCCGCCAUAUGCAGAGUGAAGCUGCAUGGCAUACAUUAUCUCCUGCUGGUUAAUGAAGACCCUCACUGGGAAAGAUGCAGGCUUAGCGGGGGUAAUGAAUGAUGAACGGAAAAAGGAAGAAGAUGAAGAAGAAAAAAAAAAGGACUUCUCGACUCGAGGAAAGUUCAGCACACUGCUCUGUUUUAAGCUAAAGAAAAUGUCCCUUCUGCAUCAUGUUUGAUUAAAAAACUGUUACCAAAUAAGACACAAACUGUGUAGGUGAGGAUGAAACAUAUCUCUUCACCCUGAAAGGUUUUUAGUAAAUAAAAAAAAUUUAAAAAGUGUUUGGUUGUAGCGGCCAGCGCUUCCUGCUGUGAACACUAGUGCGUCUGUGAACGCAGACUCGCAUAUUUCGAAGGAUGUAACGUCUCCUCGUGACGGGGUCUGAUAUCGAUAAGUGCCUGAGAUAAUAAUAACACACGACACGAUGUGAUUUGUUUGUGUGUUUUUAAACAUUUUUAAUAUCAUCGUAUUAAAAUGUGUCUUUGUUUUGUUUGACGGGGGGGGUCCUCCUUCCUGAGUUCUAUUUUAUUUACAAGAGCCAACACUUUACAAGCGGUCAUCAGUGUAUUUGUAUCCCGUUUGACAUUGCCUUCAACCAUGCUGUACCAUGAUGUGUUUUAAAGUAUCAAAAGUAACGGACGCUGAUGUGCAAUUGUUUUUGUUUUUUUUCCAGAAACUUUUACAUGAUAUAUUAAGAAAUGUACACAGCCACUUUUUUUUCCCCUGUACAUAUCAAAUUUAGAAUAAAACGGAAGGCUGUUCCAUCCUGUUUACAACCUC